AAGGGAAAGGGAGGGGUCAAUGGGGGUCAGGAAGGGCGAAGGUAGGGGUCACAGAUCAGGGUUGAGGGUGUUUAGGAGUUUGAGGGUCAACAAUCAGGGAGGUCAUUUGAAGGAGGCCAGGUUAGGGGUCAACGGUCUGGUUGGGGAGGUCACUGGGAGCCGGGGCCAGGCCAUGUGGAGUCGGUUCCCUGCUCUCUCAGUUAAGAAUCCCCCUCUCCCCCUUUGGGCACCCUGGGGUCUAUGCCCCUGACCUCCGGGGCUGGUGUGGGUCUGUGCUCCCCACCCACCCUAUGGGCCCCCCAGCUAGUGAUCGCGGCCAGCCAGAUGCAGUGGACAGCCGAUGUCACCAAAUGCCUGCUCACUUGCAAGGAGCGCGGGGACAGGAAGUUCCUCAAGGUCAUGAAAAAGAAACAGGUGUCCCUGCUGCACCGCUACUCAGAGGCACUGCGUGGGAGCCUGCCCAAGCUGCUGCGUCUCAAGGUGGUGGCACUGGUGACGGUGGAGGUGCAUGCACGAGACGUCAUUGACCGGCUCCACCGCUGCCCUGUGCCUGAGCCCAGCGCCUUCGACUGGCUCAGCCAGCUGCGCCUCUACUGGGACAAGGACAUGGACGACUGCGUGAUCCGCCAGACCAAUGCUCACUUCCCCUACGGCUAUGAGUACCUGGGCACUGCCCCCCGCCUCGUCAUCACCCCGCUCACCGACAGGUGCUAUAUCACGCUGACCACGGCACUGCACCUGCACCGUGGCGGCUCCCCCAAGGGCCCAGCUGGAACAGGGAAGACAGAAACGGUGAAGGACCUGGGCAAGGCGCUGGGCAUGUACGUCAUUGUGGUCAACUGCUCCGAGGGCCUCGACUACAAGUCGAUGGGCCGCAUGUACUCAGGCCUGGCCCAGACAGGUGCCUGGGGGUGUUUCGAUGAGUUCAACCGCAUCAACGUGGAAGUGCUGUCGGUGGUGGCCCAGCAGAUCCUGUCCAUCCUCUCGGCCCUGGCAGCCAGCUUGGCCACCUUCGCCUUCGAGGGCCACCGCAUCCGCCUGGUUCCCUCCUGCGGCAUCUUCAUCACCAUGAACCCAGGCUACGCUGGGCGGACGGAGCUGCCCGACAACCUCAAAUCCAUGUUUCGGCCCAUCGCCAUGGUGGUGCCCGACUCGACCCUCAUCGCCGAGAUCAUCCUCUUUGCUGAAGGCUUCAGCAACUGCAAGGUGCUGGCCAAGAAGGUCUACACACUGUACUCACUGGCCCAGCAGCAGCUCUCCCGGCAGGACCACUACGACUUUGGGCUGCGGGCACUCACAUCCCUACUGCGCUAUGCUGGGCGCAAGCGCCGCGCCCAUGCUGACCUCACCGAUGAGGAGAUCCUGCUCCUGGCCAUGAAGGACAUGAACGUGGCCAAGCUGACCUCUGGCGACCUGCCCCUCUUCGCCGGCAUUGUCCAGGACCUCUUCCCAGGCAUUGAGUCUCCCAUCAUCGACUAUGGCAAGCUGAAGGAGGCCAUUGAGGGGAAGCUGAAGGAGGUGGGGCUCCAGGUAACACCCCUCACCAUCACCAAGGUGAUCCAGCUCCAUGAGACCAAGAACUCGCGCCACUCCACCGUCAUCGUGGGCAGCACUGGUAGUGGCAAGACAGUGACCUGGCGCAUCCUGCAGGCUGCCCUGUCGGCCCUGCACCGGGGCGGGGACCCCACCUACAACCUUGUCAGGGAGUUCCCCCUUAACCCCAAGGCGCUGUCGCUGGGGGAGCUGUAUGGGGAGUAUGACCUCAGCACCAGUGAGUGGACAGAUGGCAUCCUGUCCAGUGUCAUGCGCUCAGCAUGUGCAGACGAGAGGCCAGAUGAGAAGUGGGUGGUGUUCGAUGGACCUGUGGAUACUCUGUGGAUUGAGAGCAUGAACUCGGUCAUGGACGACAACAAGGUGCUGACGCUCACCAAUGGGGAGCGCAUCGCCCUGCCUGAGCAGGUCUCACUGCUCUUCGAGGUGGAGAACCUGGCAGUGGCCUCUCCAGCUACAGUGUCCCGCUGCGGCGUGGUCUACAUGGACUACAGUGACCUGGGCUGGAGGCCCUAUGUCCACUCCUGGAUUGAGCAGCGCCCUAAGAGUGAGGCUGAGACCCUGCAGCGCAUGUUUGACAAGUUCCUGGACAAGAUGUUAGCCUUCAAGAGAGACAACUGCCGCGAGCUGGUCCCUGUGCCUGAGUACAGCAGUGUUGUGGCCCUCUGCCACCUCUUUUCGGCCCUGGCCACGCCUGACAAUGGGGUACUUUAUUCUGUUGUUUUGCUAGUCGUCUUUAUAUUUCAUGAAGAAGUAAUUGUUCAAAGUAGCACAACAUUUUUGUUUCGAUAG
This is a messenger RNA of Gavialis gangeticus (Gharial), 2343 nucleotides long. Its product is annotated as dynein heavy chain 2, axonemal-like. Gene Ontology annotation, biological process: microtubule-based movement. Bases 241 to 2343 code for a protein of 700 amino acids. The transcript has 14 exons. NCBI's taxonomy places the organism in Eukaryota, Metazoa, Chordata, Crocodylia, Gavialidae. The record is from RefSeq and is a predicted model, not a curated record. Gene Ontology annotation, cellular component: dynein complex. Gene Ontology annotation, molecular function: dynein light intermediate chain binding; ATP binding; minus-end-directed microtubule motor activity.